Molecule: messenger RNA, 576 nt
Organism: Impatiens glandulifera
Lineage: Eukaryota; Viridiplantae; Streptophyta; Magnoliopsida; Ericales; Balsaminaceae
Product: cyclic phosphodiesterase-like
Exons: 3
Coding region: 1-576 (191 amino acids)
Biological process (GO): cyclic nucleotide metabolic process
Molecular function (GO): 2',3'-cyclic-nucleotide 3'-phosphodiesterase activity
Source: RefSeq, a predicted model, not a curated record
AUGGAUCAUCAGGCCCCAAAAUCCAUCUCCUCAGAGCCCAUCAAGCGGUUCUACUCUGUUUUGGCCCUCCCUCCAGAUGAUGUGACAGAGCGUCUGAGUAAGCUAAUGGCAGAGCUCAGAUCAUACUUCGGAGGCCCUGAGUUCGACCCACAUGUCACCGUAGUCGGACUCAUCAGGCUGACCGAGGCCGACGCUCUAGAGAAAUUUGCAACGGUAUGUGAAGGUCUAAAGGCGUAUAACGCCACCGUCGAGAAAGUGGACACAGGAACCUUCUUCUAUCAAUGCGUGUAUCUUCUCAUGCAACAAGAUUCCCAGGUGAUGGAAGCAGCUGCUUAUUGUUGGAAUCAAUUUGGUUACACGAGUUCGACAACUUAUAUGCCACAUCUCAGCAUCUUAUAUGGAGAUCUGUCUGAUGAGGACAAGAAAAAGGCUCAAGAAGAAGCUAAUAUCCUUGACGAUAACCUGGCCGACAUGAGUUUCCUGAUAAGUAGAUUCGCUUUGUACGAAAUAGAGCCAAACGACGAUACUCUCGCAUCCUGGAAGAAGAUAAUUGAAACUAAUCUUCAACCUAAUUAA